AGAAAAUGAGCUGGGCACUUUAGCGGUUGAUGUCACUGCCAUGAUCUUCCGGUGCAAGGCUGAACGUUUUUGUGUCGUGUGUCGGAGAUGUGAGAAGUGUGUCCGCCGUAGGCGUUCGUCUGUCGGAUUGAGAGCCGCACGCAAACGAGCCCCUCACGCAGCGUGGCUCCAGUUAUGGAGUGUGAAAAUUUGACGUCGAUAGAUCCAAGAUGGUUCCUCGAGUGUACGAUGGUCGAAUUGACACGAGGUUGACGAGAGGAUGGGGUACUGUAAUGAUGGGGGUCUGUGUAGAAGAAGAGCGAGGAAUGUGGAAUGAAUGAAGGUCCCAUGAACGAUCGAUAGAUUGCCGGCAAGGGCUUCUGCCAUCAGAGUUCUGAUCGACAGCAACACAACGCCCACGAACUUGUGAAGUUGGAGGGAUCAUGAAUGUAUAAAGGGAGUAUGUACGUGAGGAACUAAAAGUCGACGGCCAAUUUAUGACGGCUUAGCAAACGAGGGACUCAGGGACAUGAGAAGUAAUGCAUUCCCUAAGGGCACCGGGGCAUGGGAAUUCCGAGAACCCCCUACGCGCGUGUCUUCUUCAAAAUACGCAAGGAAAACUUUGCCAAAAGAUCUGUAUGCGGAGGGACGGUCAGACAGUUAGAUGACGGUAUCCAUGGAUGUCAUGUCACCUACGUCUUCAGAUGUUUCAACUGUAUGGAUAUCGGCGAUCUGAUCGCAUGGGAAGGGUGUCAUAAUGAAUCCGCUGCCUGUCUUUCGGAGAACUCAUAAGUGGUCCUCAGCUUUCAUUCGUCGACCAGUUGACUACUUAUGACGCACGAGCGACCUCUUGCUACUCGUCACGUAGGCCCGGUACGACAUAAUCGAGUGCGCAGAGUACCAGAGGAGCUCCCGCUGCCUCCCACCUUCACAUGACUCUUCUGGUCUCGCCAUGUCCUUGUUCCGGUGGUUGCGGUAUUGUCAACCGAGGUCAACGCGCUGGAUCGGUGUGUUCCUCGAUCCUCAGAGUUUCGGUGAUCGGAAAGUGACACUCGCUGGAGACGGGACGGCUCUCGAACUCAUGAGCAGACCAUGGCAACGGUGAGCACCGAGUAGUGUUCGUUGUCAAGUACUACAAUCACCGGUCGCCCGAUCGAUCGAUCUAUCGAGUGAUGGCUCCAGCGACGUGACGGUAGAUUCGUUGACUGUUAAAGAGGUGCAGGCUUUUGUCAGAUGAACCCCGGUACUAACUGCAACCUUGCGAAUUCAGACUUUGGGAGGCUCAGAGAGAUGAGAAGGAUUGUGAGGCUACUACUCGAGAGAGUGCACAUUGCAGCUGGAUGUGAUCACGGGAGUGAUGGUGAAAGGGUAUUCUUCACGACGUCCGAGGGGACGCAAUACGCAAUUAUAUACUGGAACUUCCAGGGAAGCAGCACCAGCAAUUGAUACCUCCAUGACUGGCUGGCUCCGCUCCUCUGGGCUUUUUCGGGUCACUCCUUCUUUUUCUUUUCUCCUCGGAAUCGGAAACCGUCGGGGUAGGUUUUUUAAAUCGUUUGGACGACAGGGAAGUAAAGGAAGGUCGAAUGGGACGGGUGGAAAGGGGCGGAAGAGCAAAGCUGCGCAGAGGACUAGUGAAGGGAGACAGAAUCAUCAGAUCAUAGACAUUGCGCUGUUGUUGGAGUCUACUAAUCGGUGGGAAAGAGCACAGCUCUUUCGCUACGUUGUGGCUCAAAAGAAGCCAGCCAUGAUCCAUCGCCCCCUGAGAGCGGAGAUAAAGAUACACGAUGUACGUACCAGAGUUUCCUACUGGCGCUCGAGACAUCUGUGCUGGGUGGGAGAUGGCCCGUUCACGCCAUUCUUGUCAGCGUUGGCACAGAGACACGAGCUUAGGCGCAGACAAUGAAGGAGCCUGAGAGGCACAAGGACGACAAGAGUCGAGGUGGUAGGUGCAGCACUGAUUGCUCAGAUCGGGAUUUUGUUGGCAUGCACGGAGAGCUUAUCGACGUAUUUAUGACCCUACAGUAUGGUUUUAUCACUCCCGAGCUGCGACGUUACUUCUAAUCCUCCACCUUCUGAUCCUUUCAUUGCGAAAUCAUCAUUCUCCACUACGAAACGUGGACAUUCGCUCUGUGCUUCCUUCUCUUCCAUUCUUUUGAUGCCUACCGCUACCUCCUGGUCUUACAACAAAGAGUGCCCAGAACCUCUCACACUCUGCAGUGCGCUCUGGAAGGGUACGACCUCAUCUCCUUGUUCCUCGAGGCUCCUUCUCUCCAAAACGUCUGCUUCCUACCUACGGUUGCUCUAGUAUGUUCAGAUCCCCCAAAUCACACUGCACUGCCUCCACCAUUCUCAACCCACUGUUUGUCUCUCCCUAAAGUAAGAAAUGUAUGGAAGCUGAGAAAGCAGCGCUUGCGACCUUUAAUUUACCUACGUCGUAGCUCCUCCUGUCAAAUCGUGAUUCUCUAACAUGGCGCGAUUCUGCUUUACACCUUCUAAGCUACCAUAUCUUCAUACGUAGACUUCCUCUUCUGUCUGAGAUUUGGGCGGUCUACUUAAUGCAGCGGUUUCGCCCUACCUACGGGCUGCUUCAUUUAAGAAUGAACUACUUCAGAAGCCUGCACAGCUGCAGUGGCCACCCUUUGUUGUGGCCCAUUUGUCCAGCUAGUUUGAGACCAGAAUAAAGCGCAUCUGGGGCAGACGUCACGACUCUCCUUUGGGAGUUCUCGUCGUGUGAGUAUAGAGAGAGAGAGGGAAGAUAUAUAACUCGCUACUGACCAUAGUUAUACCACAUACACGGAUUCGGGCAACUGUACGUCCAGCUAUUCGACAGUCAUUAGGAUUAUGAGAGGGAGAAGGAAAUUGCUUCGAACCAUGAGUUGCCCACAAGGGGGAAUCUGAUUGUCCUACGCGGAAGUUUUCUGCCAGACUCAGGUCAUGGAUCGCCGCUCCUCUAAAAGAUUACUACCAUCUCAAAGGUUCCUAUGGAAUAGUUCUCUUAUCUCGAUUCAGCAACUGGCUCUCUGCUGUCCAAGGACAACCUAUUAGAGUGAUUUAUCAACUUCGCAGUAAACAGUUAGCUCGAGUUGUUUAAGUCAGCUAGGGAAGAGCGUUAGCAACAUGGAUUAUGCGUCGGAUGUUUGCCACAAGCAUGGUUAGACAGACAUUAAAGGUGAAGAUCACACGUACAUUUCAUGGAUACUGUUAGCCGGAAUGAUGAUGACUACCAAGGUUCUUAGCACUUGGCACCCUUUCACGAGUUUCCUUCUUCCUCUAGCAUUGUUCAUCAUUCAGCGGAGUAUCUGAACACAUGACGUUCGCUAUUAUACAUGCACACUUCACCUUUCAAGCUCCGAAUAUUCAUUCACGUUAUUCGUUUUCAGGCUUUUCUCGCGCCUUCUGCGCGAGAAAAGCAACUGGCAGAAGGCCAGUGUUAGCAGCUUGUGAGAAUAAAUGUGCGGGCACAGUUUUUUGCCUCUAGGAUUUGGGCCCACACGUUCCUUCCUACUUAGAAAUUUCCCUGUCGAAAUUAAUUUUUAAGAUUGUUAG
Molecule: messenger RNA, 3525 nt
Organism: Marchantia polymorpha subsp. ruderalis
Lineage: Eukaryota; Viridiplantae; Streptophyta; Marchantiopsida; Marchantiales; Marchantiaceae
Source: the annotation of a GenBank genome assembly